AUGGCUUCCUCCAGGUACAGUACGGCGCCGUCCUUCACGACAAUGCACGGUCCUCAAAAACGAACUGUCGACUGUUAUUUCAAUUUAUUUGAGCGACCUCGGCCACUUCGCUGUUGCAACCCAGACAGACCAUCAACCGGGUACUCUGAAGCGACCGAGAGAAACUGGCCCACAAGGCAAUCAUCCUUACCUCACGACGUUCUUCCCUACUUCACAAGACAUCGCCCCUUGACCCCUACAGCUUUUCUGUAUACCCCAGAGCACUAUGUGCAAGCUAAUGAUGAACGCCACCGAGAGAUGCACGCGACAUGCGAGGAGGAAGAAGACAUUGGCGACGAGAUGACUGCCGAACUCGAGUCAACAACAACAACCAGUGUACCACUUCGAAAACCAAUCUCCCAAACCCGUCUGGACGCACCACUUCCCUCAAGUCCACCAUUAGACUCUCCACCAACACCUCCCAAUCUUCAUAGCACUUUGACGCAGACAUCCAACGUCAGCACCACCACCACCAACAACAACAACAUCGAAGAAACAACGACAACAACAACAACCGCUAGCUCUGUCCCUCCCCAAUGUCCAGUCCACCACAGUCCCAACACCUGUCUCUACUGCCGCACCAAUCCACCAAUCACCAUAAACACCACCAACACUCCCCCUCCCUACCCAUCAAUUACUCACCCUACCCCAUUGUGUCGCGUACAACAUCCCAGUCAUUAUCACACGACCGCCGACGGUCCUGUUUUCUUGAACAGUCGUCGACAACAACAAGAAGAGCAACAAUAUCCAACAUGUCUCCUCGAAAACUAUUUCCCUACUCCUCCAUCGAUGUUUCCAGGACGUGGAGGUCUUACUGUUACUUCUCCUCGGACGGUUUUAAGGGGGUUUUAUAGAGAGGAAGUGAGAUCGAGGAUUGUGAAAGUUAGGGAGAGAAUUGGGUUUUGUAGGUUUUGUUUUUGUCGUUGGGGGAGGGGGAUGAAAAGUGGUGGUUGGGGAGGGUGUUUUUCUUCUUCUUCUUCUUCUUCGAGGUCGAGGAGGAUGGAUGGGGAUGAGGAUAAUGGGCAUGAGACAGCAGUAAGAGCAGGAAGAAUGUAUGGCAAUAGAGGCAGAAAUAGAAAUCUGACGACGCCGACGACGACGCCGACGACGAUGAGGAUGGGAAUGAGAAGAAUGGGAAGUGUUCGGACGAUGGAGUUGGAUUGA
Molecule: messenger RNA, 1203 nt
Organism: Sphaerulina musiva SO2202
Lineage: Eukaryota; Fungi; Ascomycota; Dothideomycetes; Mycosphaerellales; Mycosphaerellaceae
Exons: 1
Coding region: 1-1203 (400 amino acids)
Source: RefSeq, a predicted model, not a curated record